Phyllotreta striolata is the source of this 482-nucleotide messenger RNA. The record is from the annotation of a GenBank genome assembly. Lineage: Eukaryota; Metazoa; Arthropoda; Insecta; Coleoptera; Chrysomelidae.
GGGAAGAAGAAUAAAUAAGGUUAUUUAAAAAAUAACUAAGCUAUUUUUUAAAAUUUAGCUUAUAAAUCUAUCUAUAUAAAAUGAAUAAACUACGUGGGGUGGCCAGGUGUGGACUACCUUUUCCACCACCCACAAAAAUAAUCAGAUUCCAAAGGCAAGGUUGCACUAACAGGCCAUUUUACCACAUAAUAGUAGCUGAUGUAAAAAGCGACAUUCAUUUUCCGCCUAUAGAACAACUAGGAACCCACGAUCCCAUUGCAAACGAAAACAACGAGAAAUUAACAUCACUAAAUUACGAAAGGAUCCGAUACUGGCUGUCACAAGGAGCUACGACUUCGAGGCCGGUCCAAGAAUUACUAGGACUAGCUGGGUUCUUUCCCAUACACCCCAGAAGUUAUAUGACGGCUUGGAGGAAUAGGAAGUUAGCUGAAGAAACUAGCAAAAUUGAAACUACGGGGACCAACGAACAAGAAAAGGAAUAG